AUGACGUCUGUUGUACAGAGUUCUAGCUCCAUUUACAGUACAUACAUCUCCACAAUUGACCACCUACCUUGCGACAUUAUUCGAUCCCUAUGGCUAGUGCAAUCGUGUAAUAUAUUCGCAGAAAAUGAGAAACAAAAAUUAAGUGAGAUUCUAGAGCAAAUUAGCUCUCAAUCUUCCAAUAUCAUGUCUCAGGAUGUGAAGGAGAAUAUAGCCAGGCAAUACACCAAACUGAGGGCGAGAAUCCUCGAGAACAACAAAGAAGCGAUUGCAGAAUUAGAAGCUCUCCAUUCUCAGCUUUUGCUCCACCAGACGGAGCUUGACCAAACUGUUGCGAAGAUUGAAACCUCAGAGUCUGAACGGCCACUUACGGACCUCAUCGAUCAAAAGAAGCUUCGUGCACAGCUAAAAAGACAUUACGAAAAGAACCCUCUUCCUUCUCAGGUCGAAGCUUUGCAAGAACGACAACUUAGCGCCAAUGUUAUAGUCCGUCAAGUAAAAGGCCUGGAGGGAGAUUUGAAGAUAAUUUUCAAAAUUCCGAAACUUGUCAACAAGAAAUUGCGCAAAUCACACCAUAAUGAAGAAUCACCAUUGAAUAAACGCGAGAAAGAUCACGCUUUUGACGAAGCAUCCUCAUUGAGGGAACUUGGCCGGUCAAAGAAUAAGAGAUCCGUAUCUUCAGAAAUGAAAAAUGAGAAUCUCAGGCAGGAAAAUGAAGGAAAUCGUGGCGAUAGAACAGUUGAUUACAAAAAGGUUAAAGAGGACCAUAGCGCUGGCGUUAUUGGUUCGAAAUCACGGAAAAGCGCGGAAAAGGGCAUGAAAGAGCCUGAAACAGAGCAGUAUUGUUUUUGUAAACAACCUUCCUUUGGCGAUAUGAUUGCAUGCGACAAUUCAAACUGCCCUAAUGGUGAAUGGUUCCAUUACAAAUGUGUUGGUCUUCUAAACAAAGUCGAGGCACGCAAGUACACUAAGCAAAAGUGGUUUUGUAGCGAUUCAUGCAGAAUUGAAAACGAAGAGUUGCAAAGAAAACAAAAAUUGAAACAGAGCAAAAAAAAGCGUCGGCAUUGGUGA
Molecule: messenger RNA, 1068 nt
Organism: Australozyma saopauloensis
Lineage: Eukaryota; Fungi; Ascomycota; Pichiomycetes; Serinales; Metschnikowiaceae
Exons: 1
Coding region: 1-1068 (355 amino acids)
Biological process (GO): regulation of DNA-templated transcription
Cellular component (GO): histone acetyltransferase complex; nucleus
Molecular function (GO): histone acetyltransferase activity
Source: RefSeq, a predicted model, not a curated record